Messenger RNA from Panonychus citri (citrus red mite), 1773 nucleotides. RefSeq names its product probable protein phosphatase 2C T23F11.1. The record is from RefSeq and is a predicted model, not a curated record. The coding region runs from base 2 to 1081 and encodes 359 amino acids. Gene Ontology annotation, biological process: protein dephosphorylation. Gene Ontology annotation, molecular function: protein serine/threonine phosphatase activity; cation binding. NCBI's taxonomy places the organism in Eukaryota, Metazoa, Arthropoda, Arachnida, Trombidiformes, Tetranychidae. The transcript is spliced from 3 exons.
AAUGGGACAAACCUUAUCAGAACCUGUUACCGCCAAGGAAACAACCUCAAUAAGUAAUAGUUAUGUGUCUGUUGGUGCCUCUUGUAUGCAAGGUUGGCGAAUCAGUAUGGAAGAUGCUCACACUCAUAUUCUUGAUUUAAGUACAACUGAUCCUACGGCCAGUUUCUUUGCUGUUUACGAUGGACAUGGAGGUACAAAGGUAGCUGAUUAUGCAGGUAAACACCUUCAUGAUAUAAUCAUGUCCCAAUCGACAUUUGAAACUGGUCAAAUUGAGGAGGCAAUGAGGCGCGGUUUCCUUCAACUAGACCAAGAUAUGCUUAAUGAUCCAGAGAUGAAAGACCAACUUGCAGGAAGCACUGCAAUUGUUAUGUGUAUCAAAGCGGGUGUAAUGUUUAUCGCAAAUGUUGGUGAUUCUCGUGCUGUCGCUUGUUGGUCAGGGCGAGCUGAUCCUCUUUCGGUUGACCAUAAACCAAGUGAUGAACUAGAAGCUAAACGUAUUCAAGCUGCCGGUGGUUGGGUUGAAUUUAAUCGAGUUAAUGGAAACCUUGCACUUUCCAGAGCAUUAGGUGAUUUUGUUUUUAAAAAGAAUGACAAUAAAUCGGUUGAGGAUCAAAUUGUAACCGCAUUACCUGAUGUUGAGAAUCGGAUUAUUCACGAAGAUUUGGAAUUUGUUGUCCUAGCCUGUGAUGGUAUUUGGGAUGUAAUGAGUAACGAAGAAGUUGUUUCUUUCAUUCGAACCAGAAUAGCUGCCAAAAUGGAACCUGCCAUUAUUUGUGAGGAAUUGAUGACACAUUGUUUAGCUCCAGACUGUCAUACAGGGGGACUUGGUUGUGACAAUAUGACGGUUUUAUUGAUCUGUUUCCUCCAUGGAAAUAGUUAUGAAGAUUUAGCAGAAAAAUGUUCAGUAACCAGUAAUAACAGAAUCAGGCGUAAUUCCAGUGGCUCUCUUGAUUCAUCUGAUUCGUUAAUUCUAAUGAAAUCAUGUUCAUCCUCUACAUCUGAUAGUCAAGAUGAUGACAUAAUUAACCGGGAAAGUGAAGAAGGAGAUUUGGAACUGAAUAGUUUGUCGAUGUCCGCUUAGAAUUAUCAACUCUUUUUUUUUACAAAUAUUAUCAGUUACAAACGUAAACAAAGAAAAAAAGUCGAAAAGAAAGAAGAUAAAAUGAUCGAAAGAUAAUUAGAACUCUCGAUCUCUUUUGGAAAUCACUUUGAUACACAUUCAGAUCAACUUUUUUUUCUCUCGAAGUGAAACAUUCUCUUUUUUCAUCAAUUCUUUUUCCACCUUCAUCUUUUUUCAACCACUUCCACCAUUUUUUGUCCACUUUUAUUGAUCAAUUACAAUCUACUCUCUCUCUCUCUCUCUCUCUCUCUCUCUCUCUCUCUCUCUCUCUCUCUCUCUCUCUCCUUUUCUCAUCUCCUUUCCAUCAUUGGCCUAUCAAGUUUAAAACAUGGUGAAAGUGAUAUACAAAUGCCAAUCAAAUCAGUCUCUUCAUUAUGUUCGUUGACUUCUUUAAACUUCCAUAAACAAAAUUGUAGUGAUAAAAUUCAACUGUAAAUAAAACAACCACAAGAGCGAAAAAAGUAAAUCAACUGAAAAAAAAGAAGUUAAAACAAAAAAGGAAUCAAAUCAAUUGGAUUGAUUAUACAUCAUAGAUUUAGACUAACAAAAAGAGACAAUUAAUGAAAUUAAAGGCAACUUCAAAGUUCUUACCUGUAAAAAAAAUUGAAUCUUCUUAACCAAAUUAAUAUUAAAACGAUCAAUUGAAAAUUGAA